AUGAAGCUCACCUUCAAGGAUUUGAAGCAGGACUCCUUUAUCGUCGAGGUUGAGCCUACCUCAACCAUUCGACAGGUCAAGGAAAAGAUUGCUGAGCAAAAAUCUCUUUAUGACCCUGAGCGGACUAAAAUCAUUUACUCUGGAAAGGUCCUCGCCGACACUUUCACUGUCGAGUACUACGGCAUCCAAGAGAAGGAUUUCCUCGUUUGUCUGCCUGGCAAGAAGCCUGCCCCAGCUGCAGCCCCAGCUGCAGCCCCGGCUGCGGCCCCGGUCCCUGCUACCCCCGCUCCUCGUCCCGCUGCUACUCCGGCUGCCCCUCCUCCCCCUGCUCCGGCUGCUGUUAGUUCGACCCCCGCCGUUCCUGCUACUCCCACCCCGGCUGAGCGCACCGCCCCACCCAGUGCCGAACCUCAGUCUUUCAAUGAUCCCUCUGCUUUGGCUAUGGGAUCUGCCGCUGAGGCCAGUGUGACCCAAAUGGAGGCCAUGGGAUUUGCGCGCAGUGACAUUAAUGUUGCCAUGCGUGCUGCUUUCUACAACCCAGACCGUGCUAUUGAAUACCUCUUGACUGGUAUACCCGAGAAUGUUCAACAGGAGCAGCGACAGCGACAGCAGCAGCAGCAGGGUAGCGCCGAGACUCCCGCAGCUCCUAACGUCACUGAGACUAAUGAAAGUGCUCUCGCUAGCUCGACUCUCGGUAGUUCGACUGACUCAGAUGAGCCAUUCCAGAAUCUCUUCGAUGCGGCAGCCCAAGCUGGUGAGGGUGGUCGUGGCGGCGCCCGGGCUGGAGCUGGAGCUGGUGGCGAGGCCAUGACACUGGACUUCCUGCGCACCAAUCCGCACUUCCAACAGCUGCGACAGCUUGUCCAGCAGCAGCCCCACAUGCUCGAGCCCAUCCUGCAACAGGUCGCCGCUGGAAACCCUCAAAUCGCCCAGCUUAUCAACCAAAACUCUGAUCAAUUUUUGAGCCUGUUGGGUGAAGAGAUGGAGGAAGAUGAGGGUCCCCCGGCCAUUCCGGUCACAGAGGAUGAGCGCGAUGCUAUCGAACGUUUGUGCUCGUUGGGCUUCUCUCGUGAUUCAGUUAUCCAGGCCUACUUUGCCUGCGACAAGAACGAAGAACUUGCCGCGAACUUCCUGUUCGACCAGCCCACAGAUGACGAGCAGUAG
Penicillium taxi is the source of this 1164-nucleotide messenger RNA. Its product is annotated as putative UV excision repair protein (RadW). Gene Ontology annotation, molecular function: polyubiquitin modification-dependent protein binding; proteasome binding; ubiquitin binding. Gene Ontology annotation, biological process: proteasome-mediated ubiquitin-dependent protein catabolic process; nucleotide-excision repair. The coding region runs from base 1 to 1164 and encodes 387 amino acids. Gene Ontology annotation, cellular component: nucleoplasm; cytosol. Lineage: Eukaryota; Fungi; Ascomycota; Eurotiomycetes; Eurotiales; Aspergillaceae. The record is from RefSeq and is a predicted model, not a curated record. The transcript is spliced from 7 exons.